UGUUAAAUGAGCCGCGAACACAUUAAGCGUUUGAAACAUAACGUUCAUGAGGAGUUUUGAGUCUUAAAAAAAGAGAUGGGAAAGCUCAACUUUUAUGUCCUUUGGUCCCUGCGUGACGCGCCGCGACAGUUUAUCAGCAAAUCAAACCGAGGAUGCUUCCACGUCCACGUCCCGCUGCCUCUGCCCAAACAACUGGUGAUCUUCGGUCUGGGCGACUGGGGUCGGGACGAGACCAUCUCCGCGCAAGUCGUGGUCGACGCUGACGUGCGGCCUCAAAACAUUGGCACAAUCUCGUCUCAAAUCAAGUGCUUGACGUUUGAGGGCGGCUGGAGUCCUGAUAUCCUGGCGGUGGCGGAACAAAAGGGCAGGAGAGGAGUUUAUGGCAAGAUAUUGCUCACAGUGUGUGGACAGGAGCAAGGCAGCAUCUUAAGCAGCAGUACUCCACUGGCCCAGAGGAAAUGUCUGUUCCCAGAGCAGCUCAGUGCCGGAGAUCUCUCAUGCACUUCCCAGCUAAGUGUUGCAGAGACCACGGGAACCCUCAACUCUUCACAGCUUGCCAACAGUGUUUGCUAUGGUGAUAUCCAGGCUAAUAAAGUGGAAACCAGCACUUCAGCCAUGGAAAGUAAACUUUCACUUUGGCCUACGGAUGAGACCCCUAAACGGACUGUAAUCGGCAAAAGAGGCCGUGUAACGUGGAGCACCGAGGAUAGGGACCGUUCCGUUGAGGGCGAUGACCAAGCUUUGACUCCCAAGAGAAUGAGGCUUUCCCGAAUGAACAGCCAGGAAGAACUGACUGAGCAGAUAAAAACAAAGGAUAGAGAAGUUUCAGCGUGUCCGUCAAAUCGAUGGAGCCACACGAUGUGCCUCAGCGACCCAGACACUGCCAUUCUUAUUGGUGGAGAAACUUCGGAUCAGAAAACCUGUAAGGACUCCUUAUGGAAGCUGGAGUUAGACCAUGAUUUCUGGUACCCAAUGAGCUCCUCCACGUGCGGACCUGCGCCUCCUUGCACCAGGGGGAACUCUGCGACUUAUGACCCCGAAUCGAAGGCCGUCUAUGUUUAUGGUGGACUGACGGAGGGCCAGCGCAACAGCGAGUUGUACAUCCUUAAUACUCUGACCUGGAGGUGGAAGCUUGUCACAACUAAAGGGAAUGUUCCCACCUUGGCGUAUCACUCUGCUGUUUUUUACAAGAAGGAGCUUUUUGUCUUUGGUGGGGUUCAUGCAAGUCAGUCUUCUGGAGAAAAGACAUGCAGUAAUGCUCUUUACAUCUUCAACCCAGAGUUUCAACUGUGGUAUAAGCCCAUAGUGGAGGGAGACAAACCUCUGCCUCGCUUUGGCCACUCGAUCACACUUCUGUCACACAAGCUGAUCAUAUUUGGUGGUCGGAAAACUGCCACAUAUCUAAAUGACCUCCAUAUCCUUGACCUGGGUUUUAUGGAGUACACAGCUGUGAAGUAUGGGAACAUGCCACCAGUGCCUCGAGGGUUUCACGCUGCCCUCCCAGUUUCCGACAACAGGAUUUUAGUGAGUGGGGGCUGCAGCGCAAUCGGAGCCUUGCGAGAUGUACAUGUCUUCAAUACCGACACCAACCUGUGGAGUUCCGUGGCAUCGUCCGAGUUGAGUUUCAAGCCUCGUGCUGGACACAGCAUGAUUCAUUUAACCUCAUCAACAACUCCGGCAGACUCACUGACACAGAGGCAGGAUGAAUCUGUCAAAGUCCACUGCACACUGCUUGUGUUUGGUGGCUCAGACUGCUCCGGUACUUUCUACAAUGAUAUGGUUAAGUGUGCAGUGGAGAUUCCUUUAUAAUUAGUUUUUUUUUUUUAAUCCGAAAGGACACUAAAGUAAGUUUUUAUAAUGUGUUAUUGUUGUGUUUGCAAAAUGGCCUUUGACUAUAAUGCGUCAUUUGCAGGCGAGUCCUCUUUUAGCGCCAGACGUACCAUAAUUAUCCAUACUUCCUCCAAGCAGCUGAUAUGCUGCGGUAUGUCACACUUUGCAUAACAAAUCAGUCAUUUGCAUAGUAGCCGUGUGGUCAACUGACCAAGUAAUAAUGAUGUUAAUAAAUGUCCACGUUGUCUAA
Molecule: messenger RNA, 2080 nt
Organism: Hippocampus zosterae (dwarf seahorse)
Lineage: Eukaryota; Metazoa; Chordata; Actinopteri; Syngnathiformes; Syngnathidae
Exons: 13
Coding region: 76-1809 (577 amino acids)
Molecular function (GO): protein binding
Source: RefSeq, a predicted model, not a curated record